UCAAGGGUCACGACGCGGUCACACUGGCGGAAUUAAAAAAAAUAAUUUAAUUAAACUAAAGGCACCCUUGGGACAGCUGCAAACGGCCAUCGUUGGAGACAUGGAAGCGGAGCACCUGAAACGACUGGAGGCCAAGGAGGCGAACCACAUCCCCGCCAUCCUGGGCGAGUUCAACACGAAGCACGCGGAUCUGCUGAUCUUUGACAGCUUCCGCACGGACAACCAGUGGCACGAGCUGUGGCUGGCCAUCUUUGGCAUCCUCGAUGACCAGCGGCUGAGUCACCUGCACCCGCAGUGCCUGAACACGGUGAGGAUUCUCACGCGCGACGAGUUCAGCCUGCAGACGAACUACAUCGAACAGGAAGUGAACACACUGCUGAGGCUGGCCAGGAUCGAGGCCAGUUCCCUGAAACUGCCUGCCACGCCCGACGAGCUAAAGCAGCAGGAGCGCGAGGAGCCCCAGCUGGAGCCCAGCCAGGCCCAAUCGGAGGUGAUUGCCGAGGCGCUGAAGUGCCUGUGCAAUCUGGUCUACCAAAACUCCGACUGCCGGCGCCAGUGUCUGCGUCAGCACUGCCUGGACGCAAUCCUCAAGCGGGUGGCCUCCUCGAUGCGUCAUCCCUGCGCCCUGGAGUACUACGACAUGAAGCUGCUCUUCCUGCUCACCGCCCUGGAGCCGGCGGCUCGGACCCGCCUUCAGAUCGACCUGAACGGCCUCACCUACAUGACCAAGUGGCUGGAUGACAAACUGGGCGAGGAUUCCGCUGACGAGGAGCAGCUAAACAUUAUCUGCGAGCUGCUCAAGGUGAUGUUCAACGUGACCAGUGCUCCGGACAAAAGUCCUAAUGAGUAUGAGAUCCAGAGCUUGCAUUUGACGGGAGUGCUGAGGGAGCUGCUCCUUCGUUUUGGCGACAUGGCCACGGAUAAGGAGCGUGCCGUGGUCACACAUGCCAUCAAUUUGCUGACCAACAUUUCGGGCAGCUGCCUAACCGAACUCACCCUGCGCUGCUCCAAUGCAGAAGUGGAGUCCCUCAAGGAAAGGGAGCAGGAGAAGGAGGAGGAGAAAGGAGAGGACAAGGAAUCGGGGGCCAGGGCCAAGCCGCUCCAGUGCUGCUCCCAGUGCUUCGAGAAACGCAAUGUCCAUAGUCUGGUCGUGCUGCUUCGCUAUUUACGGCAGUCUCUGACCCAGCAGGAGGCCGAGGCCAGCUCGCAUGAGCUGCUCUUGCCGGUGCUCACUGUACUGGUGAAAUGUGCCCGCAGCGAUCGGGUUAUGCGUCACUAUCUGCGGCAGGAGAUCCUGCCGCCGCUGCGGGACGUGAGCCAGCGGCCGGAGAUUGGCAAGGAGCUGCGCAAUCAUCUGUGCCGGUUCCUCACAUUGCCCGCCAUGAUCCUGCGGGAUUUGGCCGCCGAGUUGCUCUUUGUUCUGUGCAAAGAGGAUGUCGGACGAAUGAUCAAGUAUACGGGCUAUGGAAACGCAGCCGGACUGUUCGCCAACCGAGGCAUCCUCGACUGCCGGCGGGUGGAGUCCGCCGACUACUCUUCCGACAGCGAGGACAGCGACACCGAGGAGUACAAGCAGCAGCAGCAGGGCAUCAAUCCUGUCCUGGGCUGUGUGGAGCCGCGGGGCAAGCCAAACCCGCUGGACGAGAUGAGCGAGGAGCAGAAGGAGUACGAGGCCCUGCAGCUGGUCAAUCUCAUUGAGCAGUUGCGUCAGGGCGGGAUCGUCAAGCCGGCGCUGAUUGAUAAGGAUGGGCGACCGCAGCCGCUGGAGCACAUCCUCCAGCUGCAGGAGGAGCUGCCGCAACAGCAGCUCGACCAGAAGCGGAAAACCUAAGCCUCAAAUCUAUCCCGGGGUCUGCUAUGGCACAACUUCCAAGAAGCUACCAAAUAAUCACCCCGAACUCUGCAUUUAUUUCAUAGGUUUACUACCGAAAGUAGCUUUGAAUGUGUUCCAAAAGCAGAAUAGCUUGGCAUUGUUAUUGUAAUCCUGUCUUUAAAAGUUAGGUUAUCAUUAUUAUUUUAUAACACUGCUAUCGAAAGCAUCUCAUUAUAAUUCUACAAGCUGUUUUCAGGACAGUGUGAAAAGUAUCUACAUAUUUAAUUAACAGUUUUCUUGUAGCCAAACUAUUAUUGAUUUCACAUAAGUGUUAGCUGUAAUCACUAUAAUCUACCAUAUUAGGCUCAAUUUGUAGAGUUACUAUUUCCAAAAUUUUUAUAAAUUAUUUAGCUUUGAGUAUUACUUUGUA
Molecule: messenger RNA, 2243 nt
Organism: Drosophila rhopaloa
Lineage: Eukaryota; Metazoa; Arthropoda; Insecta; Diptera; Drosophilidae
Gene: ric8a
Product: synembryn
Exons: 2
Coding region: 101-1831 (576 amino acids)
Biological process (GO): G protein-coupled receptor signaling pathway
Cellular component (GO): cytoplasm
Molecular function (GO): guanyl-nucleotide exchange factor activity; G-protein alpha-subunit binding
Source: RefSeq, a predicted model, not a curated record